Molecule: messenger RNA, 1980 nt
Organism: Pyrgilauda ruficollis (rufous-necked snowfinch)
Lineage: Eukaryota; Metazoa; Chordata; Aves; Passeriformes; Passeridae
Gene: CHMP1A
Product: charged multivesicular body protein 1A
Exons: 7
Coding region: 107-697 (196 amino acids)
Biological process (GO): late endosome to vacuole transport; endosome transport via multivesicular body sorting pathway; protein transport
Cellular component (GO): ESCRT III complex; multivesicular body
Source: RefSeq, a predicted model, not a curated record
CCUCCGGCCGCCCCUUCGCUCUCGCGAGACUCAGCGCGCGCACCCCGGAAGCGGCGGCAGCGUCACCCGGAAGCGGCGGCGGAACCCGGAAGCGGCGACGGGCAGGAUGGACGACACGCUCUUCCAGCUGAAGUUCACAGCCAAGCAGCUGGAGAGGCUCUCCAAGAAAGCAGAGAAGGACUCCAAGGCCGAGCAGGCCAAAGUCAAGAAGGCGCUGCAGCAGAAGAACGUGGAGUGUGCGCGGGUGUACGCCGAGAACGCCAUCCGCAAGAGGAACGAGGGGCUGCACUGGCUGCGCAUGGCCUCGCGCCUGGACGCCGUGGCCGCCAAGGUGCAGACGGCCGUCACCAUGAAGGGGGUGACGAAAAACAUGGCUCAGGUGACCAAGGCUCUGGACAAGGCCCUGAGCUCCAUGGACCUGCAGAAGGUGUCGGCAGUGAUGGAUAAAUUCGAGCAGCAAGUGCAGAAUUUGGAUGUUCACACGUCGGUCAUGGAGGACUCCAUGAGCUCGGCCACCACGCUGAGCACGCCGCAGGAGCAGGUGGACAGCCUGAUCGUCCAGAUCGCCGAGGAGAACGGGCUGGAGAUCAUGGACCAGCUGAGCCAGCUGCCCGAGGGCGCCGCGGCCGUGGGGGAGAGCUCCGUGCGCUCCCAGGAGGACCAGCUCUCCCGGAGGCUGGCUGCCCUGCGGAACUGAGCUCUCCCUGGGCCUGUGGAUGGCACUGCUGGAGCAGGAUCCCCUCCUGCAGCACCCCCUGCCUCGGGACUCUUCUCGGGGGGUGACAGCCCUUCCCUGAGCCUGUGGCCAUCCCGGUGGGAAUCCUGUGCUGGAUCGUGGGGGGGGCUUCGUUUGGGGGUGCUGCUGGUGGCAGAGCCCCACGUGCUGACUAAGGGGAACACUAAGGGGAUUUCCCUGCUCUCGGGAUGCUGCUCCCCAACUCCUCUGUUGUUCCCUGUCCCUGCCCAGAGCUGAGCUGUGGGCUGAGUUCCUCAGGAGCUGGCUGGGAGGAGCAGGAGAGCCCACGGGGGUCCCCAUCUCCGGGAAGGGCCCCGUGCCCGGCUGUGGAGCUGGGGAGGUCGGUGCCUUGCAGGAAGGGGCGGUGACAGCGGGGUGUCCCCUCCCUCGCUGUCACUGUCCCCGUGCCCUUUGCUGCUCCAUGUCCUGCCGACACCCCCAGCCCCAUACCACGAAGUGCCCUUUGGAACACCCUCCCCUGCCAGCCCCAUGCGUGUCAAUCCACAGAUUCCCCAGGCACUGCCAGCUGGAAGUGGUUAUCCCGGCCCUGACUGCCAGUGAGGACCAGUGAGGACCCUUGUCCAGCACUGGGAGCAGAUUGCAGCACUGUGGUGGCUGCAGACACGUCCCCAAAUGUCCCCCUGCUGGAUGGGUGUGACAGGGAGUGCAGAAUCAUCCCGGGAGCAGCUCUGCCUCGAUCCCUGUGCCUCGUCCCUGGAUGUCCUCUGUCCCUUUGCUGCUGGCACCAGGCCGGGGGCCGGGGCUGCUCUCCGUGUCCCCUCCCACUGCUCGACCCUGUCCCUUGUCACCUUCCCCCGGGCUGGAGCUGUUUGUGCCCCUCCCCGUGGCACUGCGGAGCUGCUGGAUUGCUGGAAGCCCUCCAGGAAGGAAGCGCUGUUUCCUUUGGGUCUCCCAGGAGGAACUGUCACCUCUGGGGGAUGGCAUGGGGCCACCUCCCGGCACAAACACUUCCAGCUGCGUUGAUUGUUUUUCCUGAGUUCAGUGGCCUUGGAGCGUGUGGCUGCUGACACAGAGCCUGCCUCGCCACCGAGGAGGAGGAGGAGGAGGCAGCUUUGGGCUACAGCAGAGCACUGGAUCUUGUCCCACCUCCCACUGGGCUGGGUGGGAAGCUGGGGGACCCUGGAGAUUUGUGCCUGGCUCCUGGCUCCCUGCACGGUGUCCCCGCAGCACUGGGGGCUCCAGACCUGCCCCCUGUCCCUCUCCCUAGCUGUCUCUCCGUCCCU